AUGAAAAUAUUAAAUAUAAUGAAUAAUGAUAGAUCUUUGGAAAAAAUAAAAAUUGAAGAAAACUUACUAAAUUCAUGGGAUUCCUUAGGAAAUUUGACCCUUUCCGAUUAUUUCAAACGGUUUGACCAGUUUGCAAGUGUGUUUGAGGAGUAUGAAUCUGAUCUUGAAGAGUUUGAUUUAGGCGUUUUAGACCAUUUUUCUGCCUUUGAAGUGGUUGAAAAUGACCGUUUAAACAGGCUGAAGUUAUUUCUAAAGCUAUGCUUCGAUGUAAAAUAUUCUAACAAUAAUCGCAAAAUUUGUUAUAAAAUUGACGAAUCUCCCUUUUUUCAGGUUUUUCGUGAAAUUCUACUCUUCUUCCAUCAAGAUAAUGGUAAACUUAAUCAUCAAGUUGUUACUUGUGAAGAUUCCAGCUCAGUUAAUAAUUUGGAUGAAGAGGAACAAAAUACAUUUUUUGGUAAAAAUCUUACCGAGAUUAGGAUAAAGGUUAGCAGGGGUUUGAUGGAUAGUAUACUGCUUGGAUCUUGUGAAUUUCCAGCGAAAUCAAUCACUAAUCAGCUGAAAAAUGAUAUUAAAACGCUUUUGACUUUGAAACGAAUUAAAGAACUACAAAUUCCCCUCAACACUCUACAACUUUUACUACCCUUCAAUUCUCUCGAUAGUAUUCUCUAUCUAUACUCACUCAAUAUUAUUACCGAUGAGCUAUGUUGGACGCCGAGUAUCGAUGUGGAAUUUGUGACGUUGUUGAUGGAGUUUGGGUUUAUUCCAAUUGGAUACAGACUUGUGUUUCCAUCAUUUGAACGCGUAAUAAUACUGCCAAAGAUGCACCAGUUCCGAUGUUGUCUGGUUCCGACGGACAUUAAACUACCCAAAAAGGCCCUUAAACUCAAGGAUCAGCUCCUUAUCACAUUCAAUAAAGACUUCAAUCAAGUGAUGAACGGUAUAGUGAAUAAGUUUGGUGAGAACUGGUUAUACCCACCGAUACAACUUCUUUUCUCCCUUAUUCAUUUUUAUACCAAUUCUCAGCCUAAUGACACAGAGAACGCUAUUAAUAACAAUAACACUAAUAGCACUUCUGAAGUACUUAAUAAUAAUGUUAAAAUGGAGAAUAAAGAAGCUAGGAGUAAAUUAGUAUCAGUUGAGGUUUGGAAAGGCAAAGAGCUAAUCGCAGUUGUAAAUGGAUCAGUGUAUACUAGUUUAACGGGGUUCCAUAAUAUGAAUAACAGCGGGAAAUUUCAGUUAAUAGCUCUAGCGGCAAUAUUACACUUUAAUGGAUUUGAGUUAUGGGAUUUGGGGAUGCACUUGCCUUAUAAGACUGAGAUGGGCGCCAAGUGUAUUUCACGAACUCUAUUUAUCCGAGACCUAAAUCGCUAUAAAUUUAACGCUAGGAAUCUUGAGAUUCCGAAAAAAUACAAAAACGACGUAAACUCAACACAACUAAUUGAUGAUUUCACUAAAUUAAUUUUUUAA
Messenger RNA from Theileria annulata, 1467 nucleotides. Its product is annotated as leu/phe-trna protein transferase, putative. The transcript is spliced from 6 exons. NCBI's taxonomy places the organism in Eukaryota, Apicomplexa, Aconoidasida, Piroplasmida, Theileriidae. Gene Ontology annotation, molecular function: leucyl-tRNA--protein transferase activity. Gene Ontology annotation, biological process: protein catabolic process. The coding region runs from base 1 to 1467 and encodes 488 amino acids. The record is from RefSeq and is a predicted model, not a curated record. Gene Ontology annotation, cellular component: cytoplasm.